This is a messenger RNA of Oryza sativa Japonica Group (Japanese rice), 1587 nucleotides long. The record is from RefSeq and is a predicted model, not a curated record. NCBI's taxonomy places the organism in Eukaryota, Viridiplantae, Streptophyta, Magnoliopsida, Poales, Poaceae.
UCCCGCCUCCACACAAGCAAACCAAUCAUCACCUCUUCUUCUUGGGGUGUUCUUGACUGGAAGGUUUCUUUGGUGAUGGCGAAGGCGAGCGUGGUGGUGCCUGAGCAGGUGGGCGCGGCGGCGGCGGCGCAGGUGGGGUGCCCCUGUCCGGGCACGACGCUGUUCCCGUACCCGCCGCCGCGCGCCGGGAUCGCCGUGCGGCGCAAGUGCCUGCAGGCGGCGCAGCAGCUGGAGCUCGGCGCCGGGCUGCGCGGCGGCUGGGUGGAGUCCAUGCGGGCGUCGUCGCCCACCCACGCCAAGGCCGCCGCCGCCCUCGCCGCCGGCGUCGACGAGGAGCACGCCGCCUGGAUGGCGAGGCACCCGUCGGCGCUGGGCGAGUUCGAGAAGGUGGUGGCGGCGUCGAAGGGGAAGCAGAUCGUCAUGUUCCUCGACUACGACGGCACCCUCUCCCCCAUCGUCGACGACCCCGACGCCGCCUUCAUGAGCGAGACGAUGCGGAUGGCCGUGCGCAGCGUGGCGAAGCACUUCCCGACGGCGAUCGUGAGCGGGCGGUGCCGCGACAAGGUGUUCGAGUUCGUGAAGCUCGCCGAGCUGUACUACGCGGGGAGCCACGGCAUGGACAUCAAGGGCCCCGCCUCCCGCCACGCCGCCGCCAAGUCUCCUCCCCACAACAAGGGAGUCCUCUUCCAGCCGGCCAGCGAGUUCCUCCCCAUGAUCGAGCAGGUGCACCAGCGACUCGAGCAGGCCACCAGCUCCAUCCCGGGCGCCAAGGUCGAGAACAACAAGUUCUGCGUCUCCGUCCACUUCCGGUGCGUCGACGAGAAGAGUUGGGGGGCGUUGGCGGAGACGGUGAGGAGGGUGGUGAGGGAGUUCCCGCGGCUGCGGCUGAGCCAGGGGAGGAUGGUGUUCGAGGUGCGGCCGACCAUCAAGUGGGACAAGGGCAAGGCCCUCGAGUUCCUCCUCGACUCGCUCGGUUUCGCCGACUGCAGCGACGUGCUGCCGGUCUACAUCGGCGACGACCGCACGGACGAGGACGCGUUCAAGGUUUUGCGGCGGCGUGGGCAGGGCGUGGGGAUCCUGGUGUCCAAGCACCCCAAGGAGACGAGCGCCUCCUUCUCCCUCCAGGAGCCCGCCGAGGUGAUGGAGUUCUUGCUGCGGCUCGUGGAGUGGAAUCGCCUGUCCAGGACACGGUUGAGGCUGUAACAAUUGAAUUUAACCGGCGAGGCUAGCUAGAGAGAAGCGCGUGAUCUGGGCCGUCCAAGCGAUUACAUCGGCAGGGUAACCCGUGACGCUGAUCGAUCGUGGAUUCUACACCAACACAGGUGCUCGAAAAUGGUGUCCACAUUGCAGAAGCGCAGAGAGCUAAUUAAUCAACGACGGACGAGAGAAACUGAUGGCUGUCUGGCCAUUGUUGUGCCAUAAUCCUGUUUAGUUCUUCACCUUUCUCCCUUCUUCUUUUUUCCCAUUUGGGGCCCCCCUUUUGGUACCAACCAUGUAAAUUCCGUACUACUAGUACCUUGUCAUGCACAAGAGGAAGAUCAAUGCAAAUAAUGAAGAGCAACUAAUGCAAGUAUAUACUCAUCAGCA